AUGGAGCUCGACACCGCGCGCCACAUCCGCUAUUUCCAGCGGUGCUACAAGUCGGUGCUCCCCCACCACUACACGGCCAACGACAGCAGCCGCCUGGCCCUCGCCUACUUCAUCCUAGCCGCUUUCGACCUCCUGUCCUCCCCGUCCUCAUAUACCUCCGCACCCGACAGCUCGGCGACUCCGCCGUCGCUCAUUCCCGCCGCCGAUCGUCCGCGUCUUCGCGCCUGGGUCCUCUCUCUGCAGCACAGGUCCGGGGGCUUCUGUGGCAGCCCGCAACAUGUCCUCCCCAGGGAGAUUAGAAGGGGCUACGACGGCGAGCUGAGGGUGCAGACAGCCGACGACCCCGAGAACGCCAACAUCGCCGCCACAUACUUUGCGCUCAUGCUGCUCGGCAUCCUGGCAGACGAGUCUGCGGAGGGCGCCGCAAGCACAUACAGGCAUGUCGACAGGGUAGCAACAUUGAAGUGGCUGAAGAGGCUCCAACGGCCGGACGGGAGCUUUGGCGAGCUGGUCCAAGAUGACGGCACAAUAGGCGGGGGUAGGGACAUGCGGUACUGCUAUAUGGCUUCCACCAUUCGGUGGAUAUUGCGGGGCAACCACGGCGACCGCAUACUCGACUUUGACGUCCACAAGCUUGUCGCGUACAUGCGUCGGAGCCAGACCUUUGACGGCGGGAUAGCAGAGAGCGAGAUGGGUGAAAGCCAUGCUGGGUAUGGCUACUGUGCCGUCUCGGCCUUGUCCAUCUUGGAUCUUGCGGAGGAGGAUGCCGAGGAGCCUAACAAGUCCCUGCAGGCGGGUAUUGCGGACAUACCAGCAUUAGUGCAUUAUCUCGUGUGCCGGCAGUUCGCAUAUACGGACCAGGAGGAGGACGAGGAGGACGAGGAUGGGGAGAACGAGGGGGGACCGCCUGAAACUCUGACGACAGAUACCCCUAUCCCUGAGAUGGCCUCCCUCAGCAUUGACUAUAUCAACAUUGCCGGCUUCAGUGGACGGCUCAACAAGAUCCCUGAUACUUGCUACACGUGGUGGGUAGCGGGAGCCUUGAGAAUCCUCGAUGGCGCCCUGCCUGGCGCUACUUCGGUGGACCGGGCCUCCGGCCGAGCUUUCCUGCUCGAGAAGACUCAGCAUGUCAUAGGCGGCUUCGGCAAGCAUGUUGAUCGACCCCCAGAUGUUUACCACUCAUAUCUGGGCUUGGCUGCACUGGCAACUAUGGCCGGGGACGAAAAGGAAGCUGGUUUAGGACUCUUUGACGUGCGCCUCUGCAUCGGGAAAGAGGCCGCAGCAAGGGUGGCCAGAGGUAGGGACUUUGUACUCGCAGGAGCACCUAGAACCAAAGAGGCCUAA
Molecule: messenger RNA, 1344 nt
Organism: Neoarthrinium moseri
Lineage: Eukaryota; Fungi; Ascomycota; Sordariomycetes; Amphisphaeriales; Apiosporaceae
Exons: 1
Coding region: 1-1344 (447 amino acids)
Biological process (GO): protein geranylgeranylation
Cellular component (GO): CAAX-protein geranylgeranyltransferase complex
Molecular function (GO): CAAX-protein geranylgeranyltransferase activity
Source: RefSeq, a predicted model, not a curated record